CCAAAGAUCUCUCAGUCUUCCUGGUCAACGGAGCUGAUAAUCAUAGCGCUGCUCCGGGAGAAAUAUGUCACGCAAUACGCCACAGAAAUUACCACUUCGGCCCGAGAUUUGCCGACGGCUGGUUGAGCUGUAUUUAGAGCUAGCAAGACCCUGGAUGGACAGAUAGUGAGCACUUUUGUUCCUCAAUAUGGCCUCGAAGGUCCAUCUCGUCCGCCACGCAGAAUCGGUCCACAAUGUCACUCAUGACUUCUCUCAGUUGGAUCCUGAGUUGACCCCUCUUGGCCUUCAGCAAGCCACAAGGCUCGGCCAGCUAUUCCCCUACGCCCCCCAGGUGGGUGUCAUCAUCACCUCUCCACUCAAACGAGCUGUUCAAACCACCCUCACGGCUUUUUCGCAUAUCCUUGAUAAACGGUAUUUCGACCCCGGCUCUGGGUACGGAGUGGAGGAUGGCGCAGUCCUUUUCUUGGAACCGGAUUUGCAAGAGAGAAGUGCUCUUACCUGUGAUACGGGGUCCCCAACUAGGGUCCUGGAAGCGGCUUUUCCGAGGCUAGGUUUCCAGGAUUUGGCUGAGGGUUGGCAAGUGAAAGAGGACUUCUAUUCUCCCGCCGACGAAGCUGUGGAGGAGCGGGCACAGAAGAUGAGAUCUCGUAUUGCCGCAGUUUGUGAGGAUCUUCAACACCAAGGACGGACGGACGUUGUGGUUGUAACUCACGGGGUGUUCAUGAGAUUCUUAUUGGGAGACCCAGACAUUGAUCUGCCGAAAGCAGGCUGGAGGAGCUAUGCUGUUGGGAACCACAGCUCCGAUGUUGUUCUGUCGCCUCUCUAGUGACAGCUCGGUCUGCCUCACUGGUUACUUCCUGUGUGAGCUUGAUUGUGUGGAAGUGGCCCCCCUCAUUGUGGCUAGUUUCGUGGACGAGUUUUCUACUCCAACUCUCUUAGGAACAAUAGUUAACAAAGAAAUGAUGGCGCUGGAAGCAGCUCUGAUGAUCUUUAUAUAAAUAUAUCACUCUUCAUCUGGAUAGUCAUUUGAAU
This is a messenger RNA of Aspergillus pseudonomiae, 1032 nucleotides long. Its product is annotated as histidine phosphatase family protein. NCBI's taxonomy places the organism in Eukaryota, Fungi, Ascomycota, Eurotiomycetes, Eurotiales, Aspergillaceae. The record is from RefSeq and is a predicted model, not a curated record. Gene Ontology annotation, cellular component: cytoplasm. Gene Ontology annotation, molecular function: phosphatase activity. The transcript has a single exon. Bases 188 to 826 code for a protein of 212 amino acids.